CUCAUUGCAAGGAGGAAAGCCUGGGAGGUGCUUCUGCAGAUCUGCUGAGGAAGGUUUCCUUGGGAUGAACAGAAUGGGGAAAUAAAGCAUGGGUAUGCUCUUGCUAAAAUGCAAAGUGCCCAGUGAGGAGGUCAUGCCAUAGCUGUAGGGCAGGGAAAGAAGGAGCAAGAAGACCCUGGCUGUGCCUUUGGACAGAAGAUCCCAAGAGGGGUGUGUGCAUCUGCCUGGACUUCCCUUGCCCCAUCCCCUAGACUGGGGAAGGACCCAUGAUGGGCUGCUGGGAUUUCUUCUGGGAAUUCUGGAAUUAUGAGACCUCCAAGGUGAUUAUUGUGAAAAAUCGGCAGCUGGGAGUGAUCUACAGACUGGUCCAGUUACUUAUCCUGGUCUAUUUUAUUUGGUAUGUGUUCAUCAUCCAGAAAGGUUACCAAGAGAGUGAGUCGGGCCCUGAGAGCUCAGUCAUCACCAAGGUGAAGGGAGUCACCCGAUCAAAACAUAAGGUGUGGGAUGUGGAGGAGUAUGUGAAGCCACCAGAGGGAGGAAGCGUAUUCAGUAUCAUCACCCGUGUCCAAGUCACCCCUUCACAGACUCAGAAGACCUGCCCUGAGAGCACGAAGGUGCGCAAUGCCAUGUGCCGCUCUGACAGUGACUGUGUCAUGGGUGAGAUGGACAUGCUGGGGAAUGGAGCGAAGACGGGUCGCUGCGUCCCUGCCAAUAAGACCUGUGAGAUAAUGGCCUGGUGCCCAGUGGAGAAUGGAGCAGCUGCCAGUGAGGAGCUGGGGAAGAUGGCACCAGAGUUCACCAUCCUCAUCAAGAAUAACAUUCAUUUCCCUCGCUUUCGUUUUUCCAAAGGGAACAUCAAGGAAAACAAAGAUGGCUACCUGAGGAACUGCAACUUCAAUGAGACCACAGACCUUUACUGCCCCAUCUUCAAGUUGGGCUUCAUCGUGGAGCAGGCAGGAGAGAACUUCACCGAGUUGGCUGAAACGGGUGGUGUGAUUGGAGUUAUCAUCAACUGGAACUGUAACCUGGACUUGCCUGACUCAGCAUGUAAUCCCCGAUACUCCUUCCGUCGGCUUGACCCCAAGUGGGCCCAGGCUUCCUCCGGCUACAAUUACAGGUUUGCCAAGUACUACCAGUGCAGCGGGAAAAGCACUCGCACCUUGAUCAAGGCCUAUGGGAUCCGCAUUGAUGUGAUUGUGCAUGGCCAAGCAGGCAAGUUCAGUCUUAUCCCCACCAUCAUUAACUUGGCCACGGCCCUGACAUCAGUAGGGGUGGGCUCCUUCCUCUGUGACUGGAUUUUAUUGACCUUCAUGAACAAGAAUGAGGUUUAUAGUGCUCGGAAGUUUGACCAGAUGUCCAAGUGUCCAAAGAUGACCCCGACCACAGAAUUCAACACUAGCACUUCCUGUACCCCGGACUCCUCGCUUGCAGAUUCCAAGGCUCCCAUUCACCUCUGAGCCACGGACCCGGCCUCCUCCUGAGUUUCCAGGCCUGCUUGUGCAUCUGAUGGACUUAUUUUUUUUUUCUGCAACUGCUCCUGCUGUAAUAAAUUUAUUAGCCC
Molecule: messenger RNA, 1561 nt
Organism: Sphaerodactylus townsendi
Lineage: Eukaryota; Metazoa; Chordata; Lepidosauria; Squamata; Sphaerodactylidae
Gene: P2RX2
Product: purinergic receptor P2X 2
Exons: 12
Coding region: 267-1457 (396 amino acids)
Biological process (GO): monoatomic cation transmembrane transport; response to ATP
Cellular component (GO): plasma membrane; nuclear inner membrane
Molecular function (GO): ATP binding; extracellularly ATP-gated monoatomic cation channel activity; purinergic nucleotide receptor activity
Source: RefSeq, a predicted model, not a curated record